UCUAUUUAUCCAGCAAUGUCACUGUGGCUGUUUUCUUCUUCUCUUUAUAAAGAACCCUCAUCGGAAACUGAAAAGAGGACGCGCUCUUUGGAAUAUUUCGUUUUCAUUCAUCUUACGGUCGAGAGAGGAAAGAGAGAGACAUUGGCUUUUCUCCAGAUAAAUCAGAGAAUCAAGCGCCAAAGUAGAGCACCCAAAACUGAGCUAACGGUGACGAGUUUCUCCAUUCAAUCCACCAUCGUGUCCCGCUAUGCCUCUACCAGGGUGCAAACAACCAUGACCAACCCUCACUCAGAAGCCAAGGAGGCUAUCUUUGAUCUUGACCUGCCCAGUUUAGCCUUCAUCUCCAAUUUUACUAUGACCAUCAACAAUAAAGUUUAUGUUGCUGAGGUUAAAGAAAAACACCAGGCUAAGAAAAUAUAUGAUGAAGCCCGGCGACAGGGAAAAACAGCUGCUCACGUUGGCGUCAAAGACCGGGAGACAGAGAAGUUCCGUGUUUCAACCAGCGUAGAAGCUGGAGGGACUGUAACUUUCACGUUGUCCUACGAGGAGCUCCUCCAGCGGCAUUUGGGAAAGUACCAGCAUGCAGUCAGCGUGCGCCCUCAGCAGGUGGUGAAGAACCUCAGUGUCGAGGUGACAAUCUCAGAAAGAACUGGCAUCGAUUACAUUCAUGUCCUGCCUCUCCGCACCAGCCGGCUGCUAACCAACACGCUCAGAGGUGAAGCUGACAUACCUCCAUCCACCAAAAUUGAGAAAGGAGAAAAGUGUGCCAGGAUCAUCUUCACUCCGACGCCGCAAGAACAAGCUGCUUAUUCUAGCUCAGGCAUCAUGGGUGACUUUGUGGUCCAGUAUGAUGUGUCGAUGAAGGAUAUUAUUGGAGAUGUACAGAUCUACAACGGCUAUUUUGUUCAUUACUUUGCCCCCAGAGGUCUCCCACCUGUGCAGAAAAAUGUUGUCUUCGUCAUUGAUGUUAGUGGCUCAAUGUUUGGUACAAAGAUGAAACAGACCAAAAAGGCUAUGCAUGUCAUCCUCAAUGACCUUCACCACGACGACUAUUUCAAUAUCGUGACAUUCUCAGAUGCCGUUAACGUCUGGAAAGCCAGCGGGUCCAUUCAAGCCACACCUCCGAAUAUCAAGAGCGCCAAAGUUUAUGUUAACAAAAUGGAAGCUGAUGGAUGGACAGAUAUUAACGCAGCCUUACUGGUAGCUGCUUCGGUGUUUAACCAGAGCACUGGCGAGACGGGCCGAGGCAAAGGUCUGAAGAAAAUCCCCCUGAUCAUCUUCCUGACAGACGGGGAGGCCACAGCCGGGGUGACGGUAGCCAGUCGGAUCCUCUCCAACGCCAAGCAGUCCUUGAAGGGCAACAUCUCCCUCUUCGGCCUGGCAUUCGGGGACGAUGCCGACUACCAUCUGAUGCGCCGCCUGUCCCUGGAGAACCGGGGGGUGGCCCGGAGGAUCUACGAGGACGCCGAUGCUACCCUGCAGCUGAAAGGCUUCUACGAUGAGAUCGCCAGCCCCCUGCUCUAUGACAUUGAGCUGACCUAUCUGGAUAGCUCUGUUCAAGAUGUGACCCAGAACCUUUUCCCCAACUAUUUCGGUGGCUCAGAGCUGGUUGUUGCCGGGAAGGUGAAACCGGGGGUCCGGGAUCUGCACGUGCAGAUGACGGCCCAGAACUACAAGGAACAGGUCGUCGUCGGGAAUGACAUCACCACCAACUCCACAGAAGCGGCUUUCGGCUGCGCAGAGGACCUAAGCCAAAUUGAGCGUUUUGUCCAACGCCUCUGGGCGUAUUUCACCAUCCAGGACCUGCUGCAAGCCCGUUUCAAGGCCAACGACACGGCCAAUCGUCGGCUCCUGAGCGAGAAGGCCACCAAUCUGUCCCUCAAGUAUAACUUUGUGACCCCUGUGACUUCACUCGUUGUGGUGAGGCCAGAGGAAGACGAGGGAAAACCCCAGGCGACACCUGCUUCAGGAGGAACUACAACAUCACUUCCUUUAACAGGGACAGUGCCCAGGAGUCAGGCAGGCUCCAGAUCCAGCUCGGCCACCUCAGCCACAGUACCAACGACCAGGCCAACCUCCUCCCCAGCGUUCACCGGACCAGCUCUCGAGGGAACCAAGAAAGAUCCUUCAUCAGCUGGUCUCUCUUCUGUAACCAAAGCAGCAAACCCCAAAGGGACCGCCCCAUCACGCGAACAUCCUCGAACCCCGGCUCCCCACAUUCCUGGGGCUUCUCUACUGAACAAUACUCGACCCUCUGCACGCCACAGUCCUCGGACCCCAAGUCACCAUAAUCCUGGGGUCUCUCUACUCAACAGGACUCAAGCCACAGCUCGCCCCAAUCCUGGCCCCUCUGUCCUCAACAAUCCUCGAACUCCAGCUCCGCACAAUCCUGCAGCUUCUGUUCUGAACACUACGCGAACCCCUGCUCGCCACAAUCCUCGUACCCCAAGUCACCAUAAUCCUGGAGUCUCUAUAUUCAACGGCAGUCAAGUUCCAGUGCGCCACAGUUCUGGGGCCUCGGUGCUCAAUAAUACCCAAGCCCCAGGUCAUCUCAAUCCCCAGACUCCUGCUCCGCUCCAUCCCGGCACCCCUGCCCUCCACAGUUUUGUGACCCCAACUCGUCACAACCCUGAGACACCGACACACCAUCUCCCCGGGUCAAUGGGCCACCACAAUCCCAGGACAACAGCAGCACACCAAACUCCUAGCCCAAGAAUAAAUACAGCAAAUAACCCAGUGAUUCCUGGCCUGGUGACUUCCUUAAUCCUGGGAAAACCCACUCGCCUACCCAACAACCCAACAAUAGCAUCUCCAUCUAUGGCAACUAGAUCUGAGCCCCGGCACCACUUGCCUUCACAACCCACUGCAAACCAUCCCUCAGUCACUGUCCUACCUGUUGGCGAUGCUCAGCCAUCAUCCUUCUCUCCAAGCACAGCGACCUCUGCGAUCGCUUCUGGAAGCUCUCUGACCCAUCCUAGUAUAGUAGCUCAUCCUGGAGUUCAUCUCCAUAAUAGCUCAGGGCCUCCCACCCUGGCCCCCAAUUCAACCAGCCAGGCAACAACGGAAUCAGACAACACCCCCGAGGAUCUGAGCCCUGUGGGUUCCCCUGCACCUUCUGGGGCUGCUGGCGCCAUCAGCCUCCUAAUUCUUCCCAAAGAGUCAGAACUACUGUCUGCCACAGAUGUGGAGGCCAAGUUUGUGGAGUCCUUAAACACUCCAGCGGUAUAUAGUUUUUUGACAACAGAUGGCGAAGAAAUUCAGGAUUAUGAUUACUCAGACUUCCUUGGCACUUCCUACAAGUCUCCGAGCAUUUUCACCUUUUCCUCUUCUGUGGAUGGAGACCCCCAUUUUGUAGUCAAGCUCCCUCACUCCCAAGAGAGCUUCUGCUUCACUCUGGACGGGCGCCCAGGUGACAUCCUUCGGCUCGUAGGUGACGCCACUGCUGGACUGCGAGUCAAUGGGCACCUAGUGGGCGCCCCUCCCAAGGUGGGCCACGAAGACAGAUCCCGCACCUACUUCGACAUGAUCUCCGUUGUCGUCCAAUACCCCCGGGUGAGCUACGCCCUCAACAUCACCCGAGACUCAAUCAGCCUGAAAGGAGAAGACUCUCUGGUCAUCCCCUGGAGCCGGCCAGCUUUCAUCCAGAAGCCACGGCUGGCCCUGAAGGUGUCACCGUCAGCCAACGUCACCCUCUGGAUUGGCACGGACAUUGAGUUCUUGAUUCUUCUCCAUCGCUACAGCCAUCCGACCUACCUGCAGCUCACCCAUCUAGGUUUCUACAUUGUGAAUGGGAAAGGCCUGUCUUCCUCAGCACAAGGCCUCUUGGGACAGUUCCAGCACGCUGACAUCCAGGUCAACCGAGAGCAAGGCACCAGGGCUCAGACGGGAGUCCUGAGGAGCGAGGCUGCGACGUUGCCAGUGGUCUGGGUGGAGAAGCUCUUAAAGGACUCGGCUCUUCAACCCCACAAGACCCACUGCUGGCUGGUGAAACGCAGGGAUGUCGAGGCCCUGCUUGACGGAGGAUACAGCUCCUACCUCGUCUCUCAUCUAGCGGACGUGUGAAUGAAUCGCCCAGGAACCACGCCGGACGAUCCAGCCACUCGCUUCAGUUUGUGACGCCUCGCCGAGAACUCGCAGUCCGAUGAACCUGGGCCAGAAAGUAACCUGAACUGCCUCUCCCACGGCACCUCCCCACCCGAGCAAGAGGAACAAGCCUCUCCCUGCGCUCCGCAGAGCAUCGUGGUCUCGAGGGACUCUAGUCGUCAUUCCCAAGCUACUAGAGAAGGCCUGAAUCGCUUCUAUAGAAUGAGAUUCUCCUCUCCCCUAGCCGCCCACCCCCAAUCUGCAGUGAACAGUAUUUAGCAUUUGCAGAGCAAUGCAUUCAGCGCUAUAGCAGAGUAUGAAAAAGGAAGACCAAGAAACGGGUCCCUGGCCCUCAGAGAGAAUUUACAAUCUAGUGGGAGAGAAUGAACAAAAUACCGAUAGAAAACACAAACACAAAUGACCGCAAUUAAGUGAUCCAUACAAAAGUAUCCAAACAACGGAAGCAUGUGAACAUAAUUAACAGAGAUCAGUACCGUAAGGUUAUUGGAAUUUCAAGGAGACGGUGAGUUUUGAAAAAGGGAAGGGAUGUGAUUUGGCAAAGAAGAGAAAGGUUAUGCUAGGGGGUUGGGGGGCCUUAGAUUGUGUUCAAAGGCUUGGAGGAAGGAGAGUGACAUUUGUUUUCGGAGCUGGAGUUGUGUAAAUUCUGUAUCUAGAAUCUAAUGUACCCAUAAUUUGUAAAAAAAAAAAAAAAUGUGAAUCCUCUAACCUUCAUAUGUAAAAGGCCUCCAUAGAGGUCACUAGGAAUUGCCUAGCCAAGA
Molecule: messenger RNA, 4862 nt
Organism: Ornithorhynchus anatinus (platypus)
Lineage: Eukaryota; Metazoa; Chordata; Mammalia; Monotremata; Ornithorhynchidae
Gene: ITIH6
Product: inter-alpha-trypsin inhibitor heavy chain family member 6
Exons: 14
Coding region: 16-4062 (1348 amino acids)
Biological process (GO): hyaluronan metabolic process
Molecular function (GO): serine-type endopeptidase inhibitor activity
Source: RefSeq, a predicted model, not a curated record